AAAACAACAUUCAAUGGGGGUUUUUCAAAAAAUUAUUCAUCCUGAUUAAAAAUUGAUGCGAACUAUUAAAAAAAUCGAACGGUUACGAAAAGAAAGUAAACAUUAGAAGAAAAAAAAAAUCUUCCACGAAAGGCAUGAGAGAGAGGCUUCAGUAGGGCGCCCCCAUCACGUCAAGUUUACGUGGGCGUUUCAACGUAGCCUUGGACGCCUAACGACGCUCCCGACGCUCUCUGAAACGCAGUCAGUGCCGAACAUCCUCAGUCGCAGAUUUCGACUCACUUAAAACGCCACUUAGGGACGAACGACCGAUAAGACCGAAUCGAGAUACGAGUUAAACGCCGUACAAUGUCUUUCAAAGAACAUUUGGAAAUGAUCAGUCUCAAUGAGACUCCAUCGAAGAAAGCCAAAUUCUGGCAGUCCUUCGUCAGAUCCUUAAAAGGAUCCGACGAUUUAAGGGCUACCGAUUCAGUCCAUUCCCGCAGGGGUAUCUUCCGUCCCAUAAGCGACAUACCAGAAGUAUCAUCCUCUUGGCCAUUCACCAAAUCUAUCUUCGACGAACCCAGCGCUGCCGCCGAACGUAUCCACGUUCCCGGCUACAGAUACGAUCCGUUACACAGAGAUACCUACGGUUAUUCGCCGAGGCCAAUUUUUCCACACAACUACGGUUCUUUAGACAGAUACCGGCCCGCUUUCCAUAUAACGAAACCGAAGCCUUUCGACGCCGAUGAAGCUUGGAGGCACCACGUAGAUCGCGUUAAAGGUCGCGAACCGUCGCAAUGGCCCAGUUCGAUCUUCCACACCACUUACCCGUUUUCUCGUUAUCCGCUUUAUUUGGUCUACAGUAAAAGACCGUCUCCGGCGGCCGAAAAGUACGAUCCCCACCGAUCUUGGUUGGACCAUUUGGAUCGUCUAGCCGAAUUAGAUAAAUUGUAUCCGACGUUGUGGCCUUCGAUCGGAACCAAAUCUCCGACGCCGAUCAAAGCUGGCGAAUUCGCUCCACGUCCUUCGGAAGUGGCUUUCAAUUACGCCGGUCAACCGAUCUACAGCCGCGGAGGGUUGUAUCCAAGUAAGCGUCUUAUCGACGACCUUUUUAACCCCUCUCCGAGCCUACCCGUUUCCGCCGUAUCUCGCGACCCAUUUUGGUGGGAUUCGCCAUUAAAACCCGCCUCCGCGUACACGCCUUUCGGCAAAUCCCCGUUCUACCUUCGCGAUUCUUACCUUUCCCCAGUCAAGAGGACGUUCCUGUGGGACAAACACCCCAUCAGGCCGUUCGGUAAGUCCCAUUACUAACCAAACGAUUCCCGUUUGAAUCGGUUUCGAGGAAAUUCCAUCGUUCGCCCAUCCGAAUAAUACUUGUUGAUAUUUAAUUUGAUAUACACUGAGAAAAGUGUAGGUGUUGAUUUUUAUUUGAAUUGAAACGAACGUUACAUUUUUUUUAGUGUAAUUUUGAAGGUUUUUAAAACGUUUUUUAAUACUUGUCAAUUAUUUCAAAUCGUAUUAAUUUGAAAAUAUUGAAAACUAUGAAAGAUUUUUCCCUGUAAGUCUUAAAUUUGUAUAAAAACUCAUUAUUAUAAGUUCUAGAUUCAAAAAAACCAAUAAUAAUUGUGUACAACUUUUAUUUGAAACAUUUUUUUCAGUGUAUGAAUUAAUUUACGUCAAAAAGACUGACUAAAUAUACAUUACAAGUCCUAUAACUUGAAUUAAAUUAGAAAAAUAUGAGAAAUUAUGAAAGACUGGUUGAUUUAAGUCCUAAAAUCGUGAGGCACUUUGAUUAUUACAAGUUCUAUAUCAUUAUAAAUGUAUGGAGAAAGUGGAAACUUCCUUAAUUCGUAAAAAUGACAUACAAGUAUUAUUUGAAUUAUUUUUUUUUCGAUAUUUCAAUUACUUUUGAAAAAAAUGUACUAAAUACGUCCUAAACUGAUAAAAGUCUUUUUUUAUAAGUAUUAAAUUGGGGAAAUAUGGAAAAUUAUACGAUAAUUAUGCAUAUAAGUCCUAAAUUUUUGAGGGAAACUCAUUAUAGCGAGUCUUGGAUUUGAAAAAAAAAUCAUAAUUAUAAACAACUUUUAUUUGAAACAUUUUUUUCAGUGUAUGAAUUAAUUUACGUCAAAAAGACUGACUAAAUAUACAUUAUAAGUCCUAUAACUUGGAUUAAAUUAGAAAAAUAUGAGAAAUUAUGAAAGACUGGUUGAUUUAAGUCCUAAAAUCGUGAGGCACUUUGAUUAUUACAAGUCCUAUAUCAUUAUAAAUGUAUGGAGAGAGUGGAAACUUCCUUAAUUCGUAAAAAUAUGGAAAAUUUGUAUUAAUAUGACGUACAAGUAUUAUUUGAAUGAUUUUUUUUUCGACAAUUCAAUUACUUUGGAAAAAAAUGUACUGAAUACGUCCUAAACUGAUAAAAGUCUUUUUUUAUAAGUAUUAAAUUGGGGAAAUAUGGAAAAUUAUACGAUAAUUAUGCAUAUAAGUCCUAAAUUUUUGAGGGAAACUCAUUAUAGUGAGUCUUAGAUUUGAAAAAAAAUCAUAAUUAUAUACAAAUUUUAUUUGAAACAUUUUUUUCAGUGUAUGAAUUAAUUUACGUCAAAAAGACUGACUAAAUAUACAUUAUAAGUCCUAUAACUUGGAUUAAAUUAGAAAAAUAUGAGAAAUUAUGAAAGACUGGUUGAUUUAAGUCCUAAAAUCGUGAGGCACUUUGAUUAUUACAAGUCUUAUAUCAUUAUAAAUGUAUGGAGAAAGUGGAAACUUCCUUAAUUCGUAAAAAUAUGAAAAAUUUAUAUUAAUAUGACGUACAAGUAUUAUUUGAAUGAUUUUUUUUUCGACAAUUCAAUUACUUUGGAAAAAAAUGUACUGAAUACGUCCUAAACUGAUAAAAGUCUUUUUUUAUAAGUAUUAAAUUGGGGAAAUAUGGAAAAUUAUACGAUAAUUAUGCAUAUAAGUCCUAAAUUUAUGAAGGGAACUCGUUAUAGUGAGUCUUAGAUUUGAAAAAAAAUCAUAAUUAUAUACAAAUUUUAUUUGAAACAUUUUUUUCAGUGUAUGAAUUAAUUUACGUCAAAAAGUCUAACUAAAAACACACAAAACGUAUCGAAAAGUCUUUGUAAGUCCUAUAAAUUUGAUUAAAUUAGGAAAAUAUGAGAAACUAUAAAAGAUUUGUUGAUAUAAAUCCUAAAACCACGAGGAAUAUUGUUUAUUACAAGUCCUAUAUCAUUCUGAAUGUAUGGAAGGAUUUAAAACUUUCUAAAUACGUGAAAAAUGAAAAAAAUUGUAUUAAUGUGACGUAUAAAUAUCAAUUGAAUUUUUUUUUUCAAAAUUUCAUUUACUUUGGAACAAAAAAAUGUACUAAAUACGUCCUAAACUUAUUAGAACUUUCUUUAUAAGUAUUAACUGAAUUAAAUUGGGAAAUUUUGCAACAAUUGUGCAUAUAAGUCCUAAAAUUAUGAAGAAAACUCAUUAUUGUGAGACCUAAAAUCUGUAUCAAGUGAAAAAUAUUCUCCAAGAACCAAAUAAGACGAUAAAGUCUAAUUUUAUAUAUUUUUUAGUAGCUAAAAAUAUUGUAGCGCAGAAAGAUGUAACUAAAUUCGUUCUAAAAUAAUUAUAAGUAUUCUUUUGAGUCCUACAAAAUGAAAAAAAUAUGAAAAAUUAAGUGAAAUAUCUCUCAAGUCCUAAAAAACUUUCCAAAAUCGUCCUAAUUAGUAUUAAAUCAAAUUCAUAAGUCUUUUUAACUCAUUAUAAAAGACUGAAUUCAUUGAUAAUUCAUAAUUAGUAUUAUUUUGAUGGGAUGGUUUUUUAAAAGUAUUUUUUUUUAUACAUUUCAUACAAAUAUAAUUAUACUAAUUUUUUCCCAGUUUUUUUUUGAAAAGGAUGGCGGUUAUUUUGGUAAAAUUCCAAUUUUUUUUAUUACUGUUUAUUUAGAUUAGAGCUAGUCUAGUGUAAUUUAACAAUCCUUGAUUAUAUUUCAUCCAAACACUAAAUUUCGUGUACCAAAAAUUCAAACAGAACGUGAAUAUUUUGGUUACUUACUCUUCCCCUUCCACAAUUCCAUUUUUAUUUCACUCUAUAAAGUUUAUAUAAUUUCACUAUAUUUUGUAAUCGUAAUCUUAUUUUAUUUCGUUAAUUUUUAACAGUGUAGUUAACUGUCAAGUUAGGCGUAUAUUAGCGACUAAAUAUUCCGUCUAUUUCUUAAGUAGAUUAUUUUAUUUCUACUAGAUAGGCAACCAAAUCAACAUAGUUGUAUUAAUAAUCAUCUAUAUGCACAUUUUAUUUUAUCAACAAUCUAUUUAUAAUUAAUUAUUUAUAUCGAUUACGAUUACAAUUAUUAUUUUUAUUAUUUGUGACGGUAUUUUUCGUCUUUACAGCUGCCGUUUACUAAGUGGAAAGAAUAUAAAAAGAA
Diorhabda carinulata is the source of this 4378-nucleotide messenger RNA. RefSeq lists its product as uncharacterized. Bases 346 to 1290 code for a protein of 314 amino acids. Lineage: Eukaryota; Metazoa; Arthropoda; Insecta; Coleoptera; Chrysomelidae. The record is from RefSeq and is a predicted model, not a curated record. The transcript has 5 exons.